This is a messenger RNA of Aspergillus puulaauensis, 774 nucleotides long. RefSeq names its product ureidoglycolate hydrolase. The coding region runs from base 1 to 774 and encodes 257 amino acids. The record is from RefSeq and is a predicted model, not a curated record. Gene Ontology annotation, biological process: allantoin catabolic process. Lineage: Eukaryota; Fungi; Ascomycota; Eurotiomycetes; Eurotiales; Aspergillaceae. Gene Ontology annotation, molecular function: ureidoglycolate lyase activity; ureidoglycolate hydrolase activity. The transcript has a single exon.
AUGUCUCCCCAAACUCUUCUUACGUCUCCCUCUUUAAGUCUUACACCCGAGCCACUCACUCGCGACGGGUUUGCCCCCUUCGGCACCGCAAUUAUCCCCCCUCUUCCCCGCACCACCACCAGCGCUCCAAACCCUCUAUCCUCACACCCAACCCAUCGACUCGUCCCAGCCCCUGUUGCAGCAAACCAACUAUCGGCGUUGAAGUACAGUCCUAUCUCGCCAUUAACCAACAACUACCCCUCACAAUGCCCAAGCAAGCAACCCUCCGAAGCUCGAAUGACCAUGUUCAGCUGCUUCCCCCGAGCGCUCCGCACGGCUGCCGCAAACCCCAAACCCAGAGUUGAAAAUAAGAAAGUUUUCGACGUUGGAAUCCUAGAGCGACACCCCUUCACAACGCAAACAUUCACCCCGCUCGGCCUCUCCUACGACGACAAGGGCGAGACAUAUUAUCUGGUCAUCGUGGCUCCAACGCUCAAGGGCGAAGUCGCUACAGCAACUACGGGGUCUGGGGAGAAGGUGUCUAUCCGCGAUCCGCCGGACUUGAGCCGAUUGAGGGCAUUCGUGGCUAGUGGGGGAGAGGCCGUGACGUAUGGGGCUGGGACGUGGCAUGCGCCGAUGGUGGUUGUUGGACAGCGGAGGGUGGAUUUUGUGGUUGUGCAGUUUGCGAAUGGGGUUGGGGAUGAGGAUUGUCAGGAGGUUUGCUUUAAGGAGGGCGUUGUGGUUGAUUUGAGUGGGGUUCGUGCUGGUUCUGAGGAAGUGAAAUCGAAGCUUUAG